AUGCCCCUCGAAAGAAAGAUGUCGAGACCGAUUGUAAGGAGUAAUUCGGUUAGGAGCCCUCCGACGCAACGCGACCUCUCAGCGCCGGCCAUACCUACAACUGAUGCAGAAUCAUUUGACACUGCUUUACCUCCCAUGAGCUCCAAGCAGCUAGUGGUAGCAAAUCGUCGACCACAGGGCGGAAUGCAGCGUCUCCCCUAUCCGCAGAAUGUGACCUCGAUUACUGGUAGUCCUGGUGGGCACCGCCGGACAGGGAGUACGCUAAAGACGGUCAUGAGGAAGAUAUUCACUCGAAACAGGCGGAGCCGAGCGGACGAAGUUGAUGAUUCCGUACAAGACUUUGAGUUUGGCAGCCAGUUCGGGAGCAAUAUCGGACCCAUCGGAGGCAGAAAUGGCAACGGGUCACCAAAUCCAACUAAGUCUGAAAGCUCAAAGCAUAGUAGCCAGCUUCAGCAGAACGGCGAAGCUUUAACUACACUAGAUGUCGUAUUGAAACACCUGGAUACAGAACCACGUCAAAGACGAGCGACUUUACCCAGCUUGAUAUUUUCAGACGAGGGAUCGCGCCACGCACUGGAAGCAGUCGUUCACCCUGGAGAAGGCGCGACACUCAGAAAAUUGAGCCCCCAUGCGAAGAGUGACCCGGAAGAGGUACAGCAGGGUCAGUUCCGGAGUAUAAAAAGGCGCUCCCGGAGCGCUGGCGCACUACGACUCAUGGCUAAAGAGCACCGCAUGUCGCCGAUUCAGUGGAGGAGACCGCGGAGCGCAGAGUCAGAUUAUGGUGCGUCCACAACGCACGGCAUUGCUUCUGACAGCGAAGCGUCUUCUCGACCUCCGACUCGAACCACAGUUGCCAGUGCUUCAGCUAGCAUUUCUAAACCUUCUGCAGAGGUGUCUGUCUUUGAAGAGGACGAGCCGGAGGAUGAGCCGGAAGAUGAGCCGGAAGAUGACGAACCUAGCCUGCCCCCAAAUGUUGGAGAACUCAUCAGCUCCAUGCAAAACGACGAAAAUGCGACGUUGGAGCAACGGCUCACCACCCUAGAGGUUAAGCUCAUCGACCUGGAAUUCGCUAUAGCCCGCAUGCAGAGCGGACGUGGAGACUCUCCAGGAGAUUCGCCAAAUUCGAAAACCUUGCAAGACUCGUCUCGCCAUAAGCGCCAGAAGUCGUCGGGCUUAUCUCCGCCAACGCGAAACGAACGCUCUCCCACACCAGAACAGGUGGCGGCUGCUGAUCGACCGGUUAGCACGAGCACUAUCCGGCCUAGCCUGAGUGACAUUCACCGCGCACGCGCCCUGCAAGCCCCAUCGAUGGUCUCCUUAAGUGAUUCGGGGGCCAUAUCUGUGCAACAAUACAGUGCGCUGGUUAUGCUACUGCGACGAGAGCAAACCGCGCGAAGAAAUCUCGAACAACAAGUCACAGGCCUCCGGGAAGACAUUGAGCGACUCCACGGUAUGGCCCGAGACUCAAUCGGCGUCGGUACAAUGUACCCUAUCCGCAGCGUCGAGUCCCAGGAGUAUCUCCGCCUACGACCAGGCGAAUCCCCAAGCAGCUCUCCCAGACCAACGGACGAGAAGAUUACUCCUCGCUAUGAAAGCGAUUCAGACUGGUCCGAGCGGGCGAAAGAAGACCGCUUUCGACCAUGGCAACCCACACGUCGGAUCGAGGUUGCCAACAUGAUAUAA
This is a messenger RNA of Aspergillus calidoustus, 1683 nucleotides long. The record is from the annotation of a GenBank genome assembly. Lineage: Eukaryota; Fungi; Ascomycota; Eurotiomycetes; Eurotiales; Aspergillaceae.